GACCUCCCAACCAAACUUUCCGGUUGUCCGUCCUCACGCCUUCUGGAAGCUGCAGCGACUCAGGCAAGCGAGCCAAAACUCAAGUCGACAAAAAUGGGAGCCAAGUUGAAAUUAGCUUAUUGGGACAUUCGCGGGCUGGCUCAGCCUAUUCGCCUGCUGCUGGAGUACACGGAGACGCCGUACGAGGAGAAGUUCUUUUCGUGCGGGGAAGCGCCCGACUACGACAAGAGCUGCUGGUUUGACGUGAAGCCCCAUCUCGGGAUGGACUUUCCCAACUUGCCGUACUUGGAGGACGGCGACAGGAAGAUCGUGCAGAGCAACGCAAUCAUGAGAUAUAUUGCCCGGAAGCACAAUUUAUGUGGACAGAGCGAGGAUGAGAAGGUCCGUGUGGACAUCUUGGAGAACCAGGCGAUGGACUUUCGGAAUGGCUUUGUGAGGUUGUGUUACACCGACUUUGACAAGUUGAAGCCAGGGUACCUGCAAGCACUGCCGGAUGUGCUGAAGCAGUUCUCUAAAUUCUUGGGAGGCCGGAAGUGGUUCGCUGGUGAAAAGAUUACGUUCGUGGACUUCAUCAUGUACGAGCUGUUGGACCAACACAGGAUGUUUCAGCCCACCUGCCUAGCUGACUUCAAGAAUCUCCAAGACUUUCUGGAUUGUUUUGAGGGACUCGAGAAGAUUGCCGCCUACAUGAAAUCGAACAGAUUCAUGAAGACCCCCGUCAACAACAAGAUGGCCAAAUGGGGCAACAAGAAAGAGUAAAGAAGUCCCAAGAAAUAAAGUACAAAUAAUCUUCAGCAAAAUUCUACAGUCGUCCAAAACAGUCUUCCCGUAUCCAGUACUACAUUUGUGGAUUGGAUUCCGAAGAUAAUGCUGACAUUUUGAAAAGCCGCUUUUCGAGACCUGUUAAACGUGGCGGCGUUCAGCAGAUUAAACGUGAUCUCUUUCGCA
Syngnathoides biaculeatus (alligator pipefish) is the source of this 948-nucleotide messenger RNA. Its product is annotated as glutathione S-transferase Mu 3-like. Gene Ontology annotation, biological process: glutathione metabolic process. The record is from RefSeq and is a predicted model, not a curated record. Gene Ontology annotation, molecular function: glutathione transferase activity. The transcript is spliced from 8 exons. The coding region runs from base 94 to 759 and encodes 221 amino acids. Lineage: Eukaryota; Metazoa; Chordata; Actinopteri; Syngnathiformes; Syngnathidae.